This is a messenger RNA of Siniperca chuatsi (mandarin fish), 2120 nucleotides long. RefSeq names its product hyaluronan and proteoglycan link protein 3 (gene hapln3). Lineage: Eukaryota; Metazoa; Chordata; Actinopteri; Centrarchiformes; Sinipercidae. Gene Ontology annotation, molecular function: hyaluronic acid binding. The transcript has 5 exons. The record is from RefSeq and is a predicted model, not a curated record. Bases 163 to 1293 code for a protein of 376 amino acids. Gene Ontology annotation, biological process: cell adhesion.
CGCUGGAGCUCCGUUCACUUCAAAGGGGAUGCCUCGUCCCGUGACGUCAGCGCGCCGCUCCUCUGAGUGUCAGGACGGUCCGCAGAGAGACAGCAGAGGAUGAGGAGGGGAUGAGCUGAGGAAGACACGCUGGGCGGACAACUGCUUAUCUAGGACAGCAACAUGCUCAGUCUACUGCGCCCCCUACUGGCCGCAUGCUUGUGCCUGCUACUGCCCGGCGGCCAGGGCAGGAUCCCCGGAUACAACAAUGGCUUUCACUACCAGGACAUCAGCAACGGCAACGGAAGCGGAGAGAUCUAUUUCAACGGGGUUCGUCUCCACGUGGAAUCCCUGCAGCCUGCAGUGUCGGCCACCAGGGGGAGCAGUGUCACCCUUCCCUGUCACUACCGCUACGAGCCUGAGCUGGCUGCACCACGCAGGACCCGGGUCAAAUGGUCCUGGCUGCCUGCCAACACCAUCAGUGCACCUGUUUCCCCUGCAGCCUCAGCCAUGGAAACGGAGGUUAUGGUCGCCAUGGGCAACCGUCACCGCAGCUACGGCAGCUUCCGGGGCCGCGUGCGCCUGCGACGCUCGGCACCAGGGGACAUGUCUCUAGUAAUCAAUGAGCUGCAACUCAACGACACAGGCAGAUACCGCUGUGAGGUGAUUGACGGCCUGGAGGACGAGAGUGUGACGGUGGAGCUGGAGCUGCGGGGCGUGGUGUUCCCCUACUACUCUCAGAAAGGACGUUACCAUUUUAACUUCUUUGGGGCCCAACAAGUUUGCCAGGAUCAGGAUGCCACGCUGGCUACAUUUGAGCAGCUCUUCACAGCGUGGGAGGAGGGGCUAGACUGGUGUAACGCUGGCUGGUUGGCUGAUGGCACAGUGCAGUAUCCAAUCACAGUGCCCCGUGAUGGCUGUGGGGGCGUGGACUUAGCUCCUGGUUUGCGCAGCUACGGACCACGGAAUCGCCACCUCUACCGCUAUGAUGCUUUCUGCUUCUCUGCCUCUGUCAAGGGAUUCUCUCCUGCAUUAGGGACUGUGUACUUCUUAAAGCACCCGACCAGGCUCAACUUCUCAGAAGCAGUCCAGGCUUGUGCCAAUGAUGGAAGUCAAAUUGCCAAAGUGGGCCAGCUGUACGCCGCCUGGAGGCUGAUGGGAUUGGACCGCUGUGACGCCGGCUGGUUGGCUGAUGGGAGCGUCCGUUAUCCUAUUACAAAGGCCCGGGCUAACUGCGGCCCACCAGAACCAGGGGUGCGUAGUUUUGGGUUCCCCCCUCCGUACCUGAAAUUUGGCGUCUACUGUUAUCGGUAGAUGCUUUGGCUCAACAGAAGACAAAAACAAACCAUUCUUACAGCAUACUGGUUCAAAGCUCUGCUUGAGAGGUUAGCAUUAGCUGUAGCCUGGAAGCAAAUCAGCAGUUAGCUAGUUUGUUCAUUUCUGAGCUAUUUUGAGGCCAUUUGGGUUCAUCGCUCUCCACCUCCAUAAGACUGUAACUGAUGUCUCAGUAUUGAACUACCAGUCAACAACUGUUAAACUAUGUACGUCCAUCAUGUGAUGCCACUUGUACGUAGACAAAAGUACAUAAUAGUAUAUGGACAGGGGUGUCCACAUACUAUUGGGCAUGUAAACAUUCAAUCUUGGGAACUUCAUUCUACAACUGCAAACUUUUGGGAUAAGUGUCUUAACCCAAAAGUUCCUAGCCACCUUGAUGGUUGAGGAAGUGGAGAGUGUUUCUCAUUAUUUUACUAUCGAAUCUUUCCAGUUGGUUUAUGAUUGUACACUCGCUAUCUGUAGGUUAAUUCCACCACAGACACGUUCUGUCUUUCUAGCACUGUGAAAUAUAUUGGAGUCUUUGUUCGUCUCCUGAAAUGUCUGUGUAUCCCAUUUUAUAAAGUCUAAUGCAUCUCUUUUUCAUUUUUCUGGGUGAUUAAGGGUAGUGCUCUGUGAUGGACUAAGCAGAAGUUAUGAGUGAGUAUCUGUAUUGUUGUAAUAUUUAAACUACCUUGUUUACAGCCAUUGUGGAAGAAGAAACAGUUUUUCAUUACAUACAUGUACCUUUUUUUGUUUUUCACUAUAUAUGUCUAUGCAUUUGUACUAUUUUCUACAAAUAAAUAAAAACACUACUCUGAAGACAUUUU